AAUGACAGCUCUAUGCCCCGGACAACAUCUGGCAGCACCGGCAGGCGCUGUCCCUCAGAAUCCAAGCCCAGUGGGCUGGAGUGGGGUUUCAGAGCCUCCCACCUGCCUCCACCCUGGGGAGGAGCCAGGUCUCAGGCACAGCCCUGAGCUGAGCUGUCAGAGGCCCGGCCUGCGCCACACAGACAGCGAGCUGCUGCCCGAAGCCUGAGGCUGAGACCCUGGGCCCAGGAGGUUUUGUCUGGGUUGUGCAGGGAGGGGUCAGCCGGCUCUGGCAGGGGAGAGCUCCUCCUGCAGGACCAGGCCCUGUUACCUCUCUCCCCCGUGCAGAGAACACGGCCACAUGGCCAGGGGCACCACUACGUUGUAUUCUUGGGGAAUGGUGCCCCCCCUGGAGUUGCACAAUGGGACAGCCCUGACCCAUCGUGCCCUGGAAGAGGAGCUCCCAGCAGAAAGGCUGGCCAGGAGUGGUUUCUCAGGAAGGACUUGUGAGCAGCCAGGGUGAGCUGAGCAGAGGAGCAAGGAACCUGCCUGGCUUCUCCCUGGGGCUGGGAGGGCGAGAAGGAGACAGAGGAACACACCGGCUGCGGGCAGCGUGAGACGGGAUUUCCUUCCACGGGGACAAUUCCAACUCCACAGCGUGGACUCCUAGACUCCAGGGCCCAAGGGCUGUUCUGUGUCCUCAGCGCUCCAUGUCCGAGGCUCAAGAUGUCACCGUUAGUGUUUCCCUCCCUGGCUGAAGGCUUCCCUCCCUCCCUACCCUGGUUACAAUGUCAGUCCCUUUGGGACCGGAACAAACCUGAGGCUACUUCUCACUCUGGCUCUGCAACGGGAUGAGCGCUUGCAGGUACUGGGAGCUGAGGGGAAGGACCACCAAGGGGUCGGGGCACUUGACAUUGAGGGUCUGGACCCUGGCACCAUGUUCCGGGCAGGGACCCCAGUGGGGAGGAAGCCGCAAAGGUCUGCAGGACCCUCUCCUCCCCAUCCUUCCAGCUAGGUGCCUGUCUCGGCCUGAACUGCUGUGCUGGCUUCCUCAGUCUCACCCAGUCCCAGGCUGGUCCCAAGAGGGGUUUUCUAAAAUGCCAGUUUCUCUGCCCACUUCUCACUCUCCCUCCCCCAUGCUCCCUCCAGACUCUAGGCUCCAGCUGGCCCCCACCCUGCCCUCCGCCCCCACAAGCCAUUCCCUGAAUGCAUUCCACCUGCUUACACGCCUCUCUGUUCCUCCUGUUCCCUCUGCCUGGAGUACCUGUCUGCCUCUGGCCCUGCCCAUCCCCUCACUCCAACGCAGUCUAUUAAAAACGUUCUCACGUCUAGUCCACACACACACAAAACAUCCAUACAUUCUUUGCCCAACCCCAGGGUGCAGGCCAGCCCCAAGCCAGCAACUCCCAUCCACUCCCACGGCUGAGCAGAGUCAGCCACGGGCUCCCACCGUCUACACACUUCAGGCCGAGGCAGACCCCUCCCCAUGACCCCAACUGAGGGGGACGCUUACCAAGCCUUCCAGGUUCCCCUGUCAAAGCCCCUCUACCCAAAACUACCUGGGGGAGGGGGCAGGAAGCUCCACGCCCUCUCCCCUUCCUGCUGGGAAAACACAACAGGGAUUUGUCCAAAGAAACACUCACAAAAUCCUUUUAUAUCCACCUCCUAGAGCCAUUAGAAUCAGCAAUCCAGCUCUUAGUAUUUCCUUUGCAGAUCUGCCCCUCAUUUUCCAAUUUUUAUGCAUAUGGUAUCUUGAUACCUCAAUAGAAACUUCCAUUUUAUUGGCCUAUUACACUUCUGUAUUUUUUUAAGACUGACUCGAACCACCUCCCUUCCUCAGAAACCCUGCCCAAGCUCCCCAGCUGGACUUUGUUGCUCCUUCCACUGAACUCCUCGCUGAAGGAGAGGGGUGGAUGGAUGCUGACCUGCUUUGUGCAGGAGGUGCCCGUGCUGGGUGGCCAUGUGUCCUCCCGCUGGGCUGGGAGCCAUUGUCCACAUGCUGGUGUCUCAGGGCCUCGCAGAGCCAGGGGCACCAGCGGUGCUCGCCUCCUGAGAGAGUGAAAACACGGCUACAGCCUCAGUCUCGGGGGAUCUCUGAGAAGAUUUCCUGGAUAAAUGAGGCCUCAUCCUUGAAUGCCAAACACCUGCCCAAAACGUGCCACCAUUUUGAAUGACACUCUUCCUGCCAGGACUUUGUAAUCCAUGCCUUCUCCAGAGAAAAUCUGCCAUGGUCACACUGCAAUCUUCCCUCAGUGACUCCAUCAUCAAAACGCAUUUGAAUCCUCAGCUGCUGUCCAAGGAUGAGCUUGGAGGGAGUGGAUGAACCCUGUUUUAUAGGUCUGUUCACCCCAAUUUGGGCUGUCCUUUGUGUCGUCCUUUCUGCUUUUCUGGAUUUAACGACGUCUCGCGUGCCACUGGCAUCAGCAGCCAUGCCUCCCCGUGCCCUGCACAGCCCUGCCCGCCUCCGGCAGCCUCGCUCCCACUGCUCAGUUGUUGUCUCUAAUUUGUUGGGAGCUGGAGCACAAAUACUAAAGCAGAAAUAGACAGGAUCUGAGUAGGGGGCUCAGGGCUCCCUGAGACGUCAGUGGGCACAGGCUUUACCAUAUCUGUUCUGGCUGUUUCAAAGCCUCUUUUGCUCCCUUCCUGGCCCUCUCUGUGCUCUGGAUUGCUAACUUGCCUGGUUGGCUAACAGAUGGGUAUCAGACGCAGGGAGGAGUGGCUGAGGUGAGCCCAAACCUGCUGGCUUAGGGUUAGGCAAGCUGCAGGGGUUGGCUCAGCCUGGGCAGUUGUGAGGAUGGGGUGGGUCAGGGCCUGUGGGCUCUGCAGGUGGGGGCAGGAGGAAGUGCAAGACCAGGUUGUCUCCCACUACACUCAGCCUCCCUUCUCUGGAAGAGUGGUUGGGCCAGGGCCCUUGCCGUGGUACCCACUGCGGCCUGAGCUCAGACCUUUCCCUCUCUCCUAGCCUCACUGCCGCACCUCCACGCAGCUCCCCCAGGAGAAUGAGGGGCCUGUCAUCUCAGGCGCCUGGUCCUUCCCAUUUUCCUGAUGUUGCCGAUGCCAGUCUCACUUCCCUUGCCCCUCUUGGUGACCUGAGAAGCUCUCACUCACCUUUAAAUAUGAGUGGGAAGGGCCCUUCCUCUGUGAGGACAGUGGGCUACAUCUCUGCCCUUCCAGCCUCUAACACUAAUGGGCACUGACCCAGCUGGGGGCUACCCUGGCCUUCCUCCCAGCACCAUGCCCCCUCCUCAGGCUCAGCACAGCCUGUGCCUGAUGUUCUGGGCCAGGGCACCAGGGGGCCGGAGGAGAGGAGGCCCAGGGCCAAAUUUCACUUCCCUUUCCCCAAAAGGGGAGGGAAGAGGGCCUGGCUCCCACACCCAGGCCUGGGAUCCUCAUAGGAUGCUGGGGACAGGGCAGUGAGCAGGGCCCGCUUGCCUGCUGCUCCAGCCUGGGCCCCGGCCUGUGAGUGCAGUGGGAUGGAGAGCAGAUACUCGCAAGACUGAAAUGUCCCAGCUUCAGCCACUUCAGAAGGACGGUGAGAGUGGACGCGUCUGUAGGCCUGGCGUUUGGGCCCCUUGGCCGGAUGGUGGUCAGUGUCUGUUUCUCUGUGUUGACCCCAAGAGCAUACAGUCACUCAUAGUUUGCAGAGGGUCCCAGGAGCACAUCCCGACUCAUCCCAACCUCAGUGACACGGUGUGGGGGCCAAACACCCAGGCUCAGAGUUACUUAGCAUCCCGCCCGCGGUCACUCUGCAGUUCAGUGAGACGAGCAGCUGGGACUAGAAAGCAGGCUGCCUGGUCCUGGGGCAGAUGCUCUUGCCUGGACCCAGGGCACUCUGCAUCCUUUACAGGAGCGUCCAUUUGUCACAGCACAGAGCAGGAGCGUGGACUCAGAGGAUGUGAAUUCUGGCCGUGCUCUGUGGCUUGGAGAAAACCAUGCCUCCUCCCAGGUCUCGGUUUUCUAUGCUGUAAAAAAGGGGAAUGAGCCCUGGGUGAACUGGAGGAAGGGAACGGAGCCAGGAGCACCUCAAAGUCCAGCCUGGUGGCGACUGACUAACAGACGAGCACAGAGCCAGCAGCAAUGGGGCCGGGAGCUUCGGGAAAUGGGGUCAGGACGGAGACAGCGCUGGGUUCUGGAGUCAGCCUUCACGCCUACGACAUCGGGGUCCUGGUCGUCUACUUUGUCUUUGUCAUCGCUGUGGGGCUCUGGUCGUCCUACCGUGCGAGCCGAGGGACCAUUGGCGGCUAUUUCCUGGCAGGGAGAUCCAUGAGCUGGUGGCCAAUCGGAGCCUCUCUGAUGUCCAGCAAUGUGGGCAGCGGCUUGUUCAUCGGCCUGGCUGGGACAGGGGCUGCCGGAGGCCUUGCUGUGGGUGGCUUCGAGUGGAACGCAACCUGGCUGCUUCUGGCCCUCGGCUGGAUCUUCGUCCCUGUGUACAUCGCAGCCGGUGUGGUCACAAUGCCACAGUACCUGAAGAAGCGAUUUGGGGGCCAGAGGAUCCAGGUGUACAUGUCUGUCUUGUCUCUCAUCCUCUACAUCUUCACUAAGAUUUCAACUGACAUCUUCUCUGGAGCCAUCUUCAUCCAGAUGGCCUUGGGUUGGAACCUUUACCUCUCCACGGUGAUCCUGCUGGUGGUGACGGCCAUCUACACCAUCACAGGGGGCCUCACGGCCGUGAUCUACACAGACGCUCUACAGACGGUGAUCAUGGUGGGGGGAGCCCUGGUCCUCAUGUUUCUGGGCUUUCAGGAGGUGGGCUGGUACCCAGGCCUGGAGCAGCGGUACAUGCAGGCCAUCCCUAAUGCCACAGUCCCCAACACCACCUGUCACCUCCCCCGGCCCGAUGCCUUCCACAUGCUCCGGGACCCUGUGAGCGGGGACAUCCCUUGGCCAGGCCUCAUUUUUGGGCUCACGGUGCUGGCCACCUGGUGCUGGUGCACGGACCAGGUCAUUGUGCAGAGGUCUCUCUCCGCCAAGAGUCUGUCCCAUGCCAAGGGAGGCUCCGUGCUGGGGGGCUACCUGAAGAUCCUGCCCAUGUUCUUCAUUAUCAUGCCUGGCAUGAUCAGCCGGGCCCUGUACCCAGAUGAAGUGGGCUGUGUGGACCCUGAUGUCUGCCAAAGAGUCUGCGGGGUCCCAGUGGGAUGUUCCAACAUCGCCUACCCCAAGCUGGUCAUGGGUCUCAUGCCCGUUGGUCUGCGGGGCCUGAUGGUCGCUGUGAUCAUGGCCGCCCUCAUGAGCUCACUCACCUCUGUCUUCAACAGCAGCAGCACCCUGUUCACCAUCGACGUGUGGCAGCGCUUCCGCAGGAAGGCAACAGAGCAGGAGCUGAUGGUGGUGGGCAGAGUGUUUGUGGUGUUCCUGGUCAUCAUCAGCAUCCUCUGGAUCCCCAUCAUCCAGAGCUCCAACAGCGGGCAGCUCUUCGACUACAUCCAGUCUGUCACCAGUUACCUGGCCCCGCCCAUCACCGCCCUCUUCCUGCUGGCCAUCUUCUGCAAGAGGGUCACAGAGCCUGGGGCCUUCUGGGGCCUGCUGUUUGGCCUGGCAGUGGGGCUUCUGCGCAUGAUCCUGGAGUUCGUGUACCCAGCCCCAGCCUGCGGGGAGGUGGGCCGCAGGCCGGCCGUGCUGAAGGACUUGCACUACCUGUACUUUGCGCUCCUCCUCUGCGGGCUCACUGCCGCCGUCAUCGUCACCGUCAGCCUCUGCACAGCCCCCAUCCCUGAGGAAAAGCUCGCUCGCCUGACGUGGUGGACACGGAACUGCCCCCUCUCUGGGCUGGAGAAGGAGUCCCAUGAGGGCACACCAGAGGCAUCAGAGGUGCCAUCCGGGGAGUGCUCUGCAGGAGGCGGAGGGGCAGAGGACUCCAGCCAGGACUGCGAGCAGCCUGGAGAUCCCCGCAGGUCCUGGGGAAAGCUGCUCUGGGGCUGGUUCUGUGGGCUCUCCGGGGCCCCGGAGCAAGCCCGGAGCCCAGCGGAGACGGCCGCGCAGGAGCAGAAGCUGACCAGCACCGAGGAGGAGCCGCUCUGGAGAAGCGUCUGCAACGUCAACGCCAUCCUCCUGCUGGCCAUCAAUGUCUUCCUCUGGGGCUACUUUGCAUGAGUCCACAGAUCUGGCUUCAGCUGACACACGUCCAACACACCCCGGGCUCAGCCACAGCGGCAGGCUUUCCUCUCACCUUUCUGUCCAAACUAGAGACUACAGAGGCUGAAGCUGCAAGAGCCCCUGCAGAGCAUCUAAUCCAGGCUCCACCCUGGACAACUGGAGAAGUGGAGGCCCAGAGAGAGCACUGGCUCUACUCAGGGCCACACAGCAGGACUCGCACUGGGUCUCCUGACGCCAGCUCUCUUUCCAUUACAUUGCCUUACAUUCCUACCUCAAAAACACUCCUUCUACCCUCUUGGUAUGUCUACUCAAAAACUUUUACUACUUGUGUGUUUUGAGGUUACAAAAGUGGAGGAUACAAGGAAAGUUGUGGCAAGAAUGUUGCAAAGGUCCACAUGUACCUUGGCUCACCCCAUCCCUGCCUUUCCGCUUCUCCUUCCUCCCUCUCUAGUUCCCAGUCCUUGGCCCCCUAUUCCCGGCAGGGCUCCACCCAGGGGGGGCCUUAUACUUCCACAGGCAGCUCCACAAUCGUGGCUGUCAGACCCAAAGGAGGGAGGGACCCGGGUGGCAUGCAAACAUGGUGACAGGUGGUGUUUGGGACAGGGAGUUCUGGGCUGAGAGACUCUCCUUGGUGCUACUCAAAUUCUGCCUUUUCCACUCUCAUAUGUGAAUGUGUACAGUCUCCGUGGCCUUGAGGAACUUAGAGUCCAGCUGGAGAGACAGCACUUGUUGAAAACAAGAGGACUCGAGUUAGGCUGCUCUGUGCGGAAGGGUAAGCCCUGCAGAGGGGCAGCACGGAGAGCCUUGGAGCCACUGCACUGGGCUGUGCCCUUUGCCCGCCAGGCAUCCUCCCACCCUGGAAAACACCAUGGCCCUGCUUAGGUGUCCUUCCUCCAGGAAGCUGCCUGAUGCCACCACUGGGCCAAGGUCCCACUCCUGCUCCCACACCCUCUGGACCUGCUUCUGUGGCAGCACUGAUCCCUGUACUGUGAUCUUUGUCUCCCCAACUAGAUUGAGUCCUCCAAGGGGCAAGGACCAAGGACCAUGCCCCUUGUGACUUUGUACCCAUAAAGUAACAGGUGUUCAAUAAAUGUUGAAUUAGUAA
Messenger RNA from Equus quagga, 7177 nucleotides. It is a transcript of the gene SLC5A9, whose product is annotated as solute carrier family 5 member 9. The transcript is spliced from 16 exons. Gene Ontology annotation, molecular function: D-glucose:sodium symporter activity. NCBI's taxonomy places the organism in Eukaryota, Metazoa, Chordata, Mammalia, Perissodactyla, Equidae. Bases 4057 to 6069 code for a protein of 670 amino acids. The record is from RefSeq and is a predicted model, not a curated record. Gene Ontology annotation, biological process: transmembrane transport. Gene Ontology annotation, cellular component: plasma membrane.